Messenger RNA from Desarmillaria tabescens, 1862 nucleotides. RefSeq lists its product as uncharacterized. The record is from RefSeq and is a predicted model, not a curated record. Gene Ontology annotation, biological process: positive regulation of transcription by RNA polymerase II; intracellular copper ion homeostasis; intracellular iron ion homeostasis. Gene Ontology annotation, molecular function: copper ion binding; DNA-binding transcription factor activity, RNA polymerase II-specific; RNA polymerase II cis-regulatory region sequence-specific DNA binding. NCBI's taxonomy places the organism in Eukaryota, Fungi, Basidiomycota, Agaricomycetes, Agaricales, Physalacriaceae. The coding region runs from base 125 to 1624 and encodes 499 amino acids. The transcript is spliced from 5 exons. Gene Ontology annotation, cellular component: nucleus.
CCUCCUUUAACCCCCACUCGAUGUUAGUAUAUCUGUCGUUGAAGGUCGAGUCGCAAUAACAGAGCCAGCGCACGUCGCUGGCGGGCGUACUCGCCCCAGCGUCACAGGUUCUAGUAGUCACAAAAUGGUUUUAAUCAGCAGUAAGAAGUAUGCAUGUGAAACCUGUAUAAAAGGCCACCGUUCAUCUGCAUGCAAACACACCGAUCGUCCAUUGUUCGAAAUUAAAAAGAAAGGCAGACCAGUAACCCAGUGCGAGCACUGUCGAGAAUUACGAAAGAGAAAACAAGUUCACGUUAAAUGCAUAUGCAUGGCCAAGGAGGACCCUGGGGCGUCUACCUCAAGUAGUGCGAAGAAAGGCCUUAGCAAGACACUGGAAACUGCCGCGUUUCCAAAUGGGUUGCCCGAAGACCUGGAGGCGUCCGUGAUACUGCAAGCAGCUUCAGAUGGAGUAUCGUCCGAUUCAGACCACAGUGGUGAUAACUGUGCCUGUUUGUCUGGCGUUCUCUCCGCCGAUGAGCUCUGUGCUUGCGCGACGCCUCGGAAGAGCGCUCCUCGAAGUCGUCCCAAGGUCGAAAGCGAUACCCGAGCAUCAAUGUCCCCCCAUCCUCCCGAAGUCCCAUCCCCAAAUUCCUCCCAUAUCCUUGCACGGAUUGCUGAAUUACGGCCUGUUCUCCCGAAGCCACCCGUUAACAGCGGUCCUGUCCAUGUACCAUCAGCUGGCAUUAAUCACAUCCCGGCGGUCCGUCAUCAUGGUCAUGACACUUCUUUCAGUCCGUAUGGACGCGCCUACGGACAAACGCAUGUGUCAUCUAGACCUGGUUCCCCGCCGACCAGUGACAUGUAUAGUGCCAUUCCAUCCAGCUCUAGCGUUCCAAUCAAUCAAUCUCUGACUCAAGCAUUCAAUACUGCUCUGUGGUCGCAACCACAGAAUGCAGAUACCGCCAUGGAAUUUCCUAUGUCUUCCAUGUGCGGUUGUGGUGACAACUGCGGUUGUCCAGGUUGUCGUCAACACGAUCCGUCUGGCGAUCGUGCUGCGUACAACUUUUUUUCCUGCUCCAAUCCCAGUGCUUGUGGAGCUUGCCUUGACUGUCUUGUGCAGUCUUUGCCUUCAGUUUCACAAGCACCUCCCAUGGAGACCGAGGACCCGACUAGUACACUCGAUGAAUGGAUGCGCCAGUUUAGCACAACAUCGUUCAAUGAGUUGACUCAAUCCGGUUCUUGGAUGACCCAAGACCGGCCCAGGCUUUGUCCAAUCGACAAUGGCUGCCUGCCAGGGUCCUGUCAGUGCGACAUGGUGAGGGAUGGAAGCAAUACCGCGCUUACCACCAUGUGCGAGAAAGGCUGUAGGCGAAAGGAGUUAUCGAACGGAUUGCCGUCACCGUUCGAUUAUACCCUGCCGACUAUACCUUUAGGUUUCGGUGCGCAAGUUGGGGGUGAUGGGUUUUUGGCGGUGCCAGGGCUAGCUCGAAGUCGUUCCUCUUCGACGUCUUCCCGUUCCAGUUCUUCGGGUCGUGCGUCGCCUGGAGGUAAGCUGUCAUGCUGUGGUGAUUCGUCGGGGAGUAUCUCCCCUCCAUACACGGACAGUAACCCAGACAUCAAGCUCUCUCGGUUCAGCGAUAUGUGAAUGGACUUUCCUGCAUUUCCUGCAUUUGUUUUUCUCUUCGUUUCAUUUCAAUUUCUUCGUCAUCUCGAUAAUUAUUUGCCUUUUUUUCGCAUCACGGUUAUUGCCAUUGACCUGACUCGUUCGUCCGACUACUUCUUCGUCAGUAUUAGUAUCUAGUACUUUUGAUAUCUUACUUGACUGGAAGCUAUCUAUACUAACUCAUGUACAGAAUAUAUCUGUUAUUUCAUGAAUAUGGGCU